Molecule: messenger RNA, 1152 nt
Organism: Camellia sinensis
Lineage: Eukaryota; Viridiplantae; Streptophyta; Magnoliopsida; Ericales; Theaceae
Product: transcription factor bHLH104
Biological process (GO): intracellular iron ion homeostasis; regulation of DNA-templated transcription
Molecular function (GO): protein dimerization activity; DNA-binding transcription factor activity
Source: RefSeq, a predicted model, not a curated record
CCUUUUGUUUUUUUCUAAUCAAAUCAUCAAAUUCAAAAAAGGAGGCUUCAAUUUUCACCUCCAAAAAGUCCCAACAGAUCAGAUCAGAUCAUCACCUAUUUUGAUGAAUCGGAUUAAUCAAAACUCUUAAUUUUAGGUUUUUGAUUUGAUUCACGGCCCAACCUUGCAAUUACUUGGUUUCUGAGUUUCGAUUCACAACCCUAACCUUGCGAUUGCUCGGUUUCUGAACCAAUUAUGAACUCGUUUGAUGAUAACAGUUGGGAUCUACUCGAUUAUGGCAGCUUCAUCGACGAUGUUACAUCGACCGAUCUCUAUUGGGGCAGCCAAAGUGCUGGUGUGAAGGCUGAUGUUUCACUUCCUGGGGCCACACCGCAAGAUGAGGAAUGCACAGAGAAAGAAUGCCAUAGGAAGAGGACACGGAAUGCUUCAUGCAGCAAACCAGGCACGAAAGCUUGUCGUGAGAGAUUACGGAGAGAAAGAUUGAACGACAGGUUUGUAGAAUUGAGCUCUAUCUUGGAACCUGGGAGACCUCCCAAAACUGAUAAAUUGGCCAUACUCGGUGAUGCCAUCCGUGUUUUGAACCAGCUGAGAGCUGAAUCUCAGGAGUUCAAAGAGACAAAUGAGAAGCUCUUAGAAGAGAUAAAAAGUUUAAAGGCUGAGAAGAAUGAACUUCGUGAUGAAAAACUCGUAUUGAAGGGGGACAAAGAAAGGAUGGAGCAGCAGCUGAAAGCUAUGCCUGUCUCUCCUGCUGCUUUUAUGCCGCCCCAUCAUCAUCCAGCAGCAGCAUAUCAUGCCGGGACAAACAAGAUUCCUGUUUUUCCCAGUUACGGGUUUGUUCCGAUGUGGCAAUAUCUCCCUCCAUCUGCCAUUGAUACGACGAAGGAUGAAGAGCUCAGGCCUCCAGCUGCUUAGAACUAGUUGCAAAUAUUUGCACCAAUUCCGGAUGCUUUAUUUUUUAUGAUUUCAUGGAUUUUUUAGCCAUUUCAACUUGUAAAUAUUGCUGCUCUAUUGUUCUAUUCUAAUUUGACCAAUUCUUCAAUAUUCUGUGAUUGGUAGGCUGAAUUGGAAGAAAUUAAUAGUUGGAUUAGAUUCGCUUUGUGUUUGGAACUUUUGAAAGACUUUGAAUUCUGGAAUUGAAUUUCUUCACAAAAA